Messenger RNA from Dendrobium catenatum, 1005 nucleotides. RefSeq names its product small RNA-binding protein 11, chloroplastic. Gene Ontology annotation, molecular function: RNA binding. The transcript has 4 exons. The record is from RefSeq and is a predicted model, not a curated record. NCBI's taxonomy places the organism in Eukaryota, Viridiplantae, Streptophyta, Magnoliopsida, Asparagales, Orchidaceae. Bases 119 to 565 code for a protein of 148 amino acids.
CUUUCACAGAAGUGAAACUACGCUUGCUUGUGUUGCAUAACGCGCGACGCAACCAAACGGCAGAAAUUAUAUAGCGUUGCAGUCUUCGCUUGCAACUUCAAGAUCCGAACUGAGUGAAAUGUUGGGAGCUUUCUCGCAGAUUUCCACUGCGAAGCCUCUCCUUAUUUCAUCAUCAUCUUCUUCUUCUCUUUCGUCUCCCUCGGGGAAGGGAAGGUGCUUGAAUACUUCGUCCCGAAACUUCCCUCUCGCGAGCAGAAUCUUCGUCAGGAAUCUUUCAUACUCCAUUAGUGAAGCCUCACUUAUCAAAUUAUUCUCAAGGUUCGGGCAUAUUAUUGAUAUUGAGAUUCCACGACAUGAAGAAUCCAAACAUUCAAAAGGUUAUGCAUUCAUACAAUACUGUAGCCAGGAAGAUGCCAUUCUAGCUGUAGAAGAGAUAGAUCGCAAGUGGAUCAAUGGAAGACUUGUUUAUGCGGAGAUAGCAAAACCCUUGCAUGGUAUUGCUUAUCCAAAGACCUCAGGCCCUCCUUUACAGCAGAGUUCUGUAUCAAAUGAAUCAAGAAAUUAGGAGGAAGAGGCUGCACAGAGGUAUUGCUUUUUGCUCAAAUUUUGAUGUAGCUAGGUGACAAAAACUUGCUGGAUGGUUUCUUACAAUCUCUUAUAAAAAUUUUAUGUUUUGAAUUUUGGCUGUUUUCUUGCCCGGUGUUCUGAAAGGAUAAGGAUCUGUAGUGGAGUAUGUUAGACUAGUCUAUUGGACCGGUCCAACCGGUCUACACGGGACCGGCCCAGCGCAAUAGAGGUGGAAUUUCUCCGCCUCCUGUGCAUGCCACGAGAUCAGCGGGGGCUUUUUUGGAAGGUUUUUUUGAGGGAAUUGCGAGGGAAUUUUGAAUGUAGGGACUGUUUAGGGAUUUCCUUUUGAUUUAUAUGCAUUAAAUAGUUUGUUUUCCUAGGGUUAGGGCAUCUUGAAUUUGGUUGAAAUUUGAGAUCUCCUAAAUUUAGGUUUUCUUU